GUCUGUGGGUAGUAGGGCUGGGGGCUCCAAGACCAUUGGGUGUGUAGGGGUUGGAGGAGGGUGUAGGGGUGUCAGGUCAGGUUAUUGAUCCCAGCAUCCCUGGUUCUGCCCACAGUGACUGCAGCUCCCCAGGAGCCCCCUGCCCGGCCUCCCCAGACGGGCCGUGGAAUUGGCCGGGCCUCUGGGCGCGCCAUGCGCAGCACCACACUACUGGCACUGUUGGCUGUGGUCCUGCUCUACUUGGUGUCCGGUGCCCUGGUGUUCCAGGCCCUGGAACAGCCCCAUGAGCAGCAGGCCCAAAGGGAGCUGGGGGAGGUCCGAGAGAAGUUCCUGAGGGCCCAUCCAUGUGUGAGCGACCAGGACCUGGGGCUCUUCAUCAAGGAGGUGGCUGAUGCCCUGGGAGGGGGUGCAAACCCUGACACCAACUCAACCAGGAACAGCAACCACUCAGCCUGGGACCUGGGCAGCGCCUUCUUUUUCUCAGGCACCAUCAUCACCACCAUCGGCUAUGGCAACGCGGCCCUGCGCACAGAUGCUGGCCGCCUCUUCUGCAUCUUUUAUGCACUGGUGGGGAUCCCGCUGUUCGGGAUACUGCUGGCAGGGGUCGGGGACCGGCUGGGCUCCUCCCUACGCCGCGGCAUUGGUCACAUCGAAGCCAUCUUCCUGAAGUGGCAGGUGCCACCAGAACUGGUGCGAAUUCUAUCGGCGGUGCUCUUUCUGCUGAUCGGCUGCCUGCUCUUCGUUCUCACGCCCACGUUCGUUUUCUGCUAUGUGGAGGGCUGGAGCAAGCUGGAGGCCAUCUACUUCGUCGUGGUGACGCUCACCACGGUGGGCUUCGGGGACUAUGUGGCCGGAGCCAGCCCCAACCAGAACUCUGCAGCCUACCAGCCGCUGGUGUGGUUCUGGAUCCUACUCGGCCUGGCCUACUUCGCUUCGGUGCUCACCACCAUCGGGAACUGGCUGCGAGUAGUGUCCCGCCGCACUCGGGCAGAGAUGGGCGGCCUCACGGCGCAGGCUGCCAGCUGGACCGGCACGGUGACCGCGCGGGUGACCCAGCGAGUCGGGCCCACGGCACCACCGCCGCCGGAGAAGGAGCGGCCACCCCUGCUUCCGCCGCCGUGCCCAGCGCAGCCCGCCAGCAGACCCCUAUCCCCUGCGGCCCCGGAGAAGACCGAGCCACCCUCUCCGCCCACGCCGCCCACCCCGCCCACGGCCUCCGCGCUGGACUACCCCAGCGAGAAUCUGGCCUUCAUCGACGAGUCCUCGGACACGCAGAGCGAGCGCGGCUGCGCACUGCCCCGCGCUCCACGGGGCAGCCGCCGCCCCCUCAACACCCCCAGGAAGCCCGCGCGGCCCCGCGGCCCGGGGCGCCCCCGGGACAAAGGCGUGCCCGCGUAGGGGCAAGACCCCUGCCCGGGCCUCUCCAAGGGCUCCGUUCUUGCUCUCUCCCCGGCAUGCUCUGCUUGUUUAACCAAAGAGCCCUCUCUCGACCGACCCGGCUGAAACCUGGGGAGGAGGCUACGGCUUGCUUGUCUGCCACUCUCUGCUCCUGGCCCCCUCCUCACUUCAUCCAUUUCCAGAACCCCAAGGCUUUCUGUCUCGUUGUCCGUCUGGGCCUGUCCCUCACAACAUCUCACGACUGUGCCUCAAAGCCUGCAUCAAUAAACGAAAACAGUCUGCAUCGCUGCGGGCGUGGAGCUCCGGG
Molecule: messenger RNA, 1705 nt
Organism: Aethalodelphis obliquidens (Pacific white-sided dolphin)
Lineage: Eukaryota; Metazoa; Chordata; Mammalia; Artiodactyla; Delphinidae
Gene: KCNK4
Product: potassium two pore domain channel subfamily K member 4
Exons: 6
Coding region: 193-1398 (401 amino acids)
Biological process (GO): potassium ion transmembrane transport; stabilization of membrane potential
Cellular component (GO): plasma membrane
Molecular function (GO): potassium ion leak channel activity; outward rectifier potassium channel activity
Source: RefSeq, a predicted model, not a curated record